This is a messenger RNA of Musca domestica (house fly), 6815 nucleotides long. RefSeq lists its product as uncharacterized. Gene Ontology annotation, molecular function: nucleic acid binding; zinc ion binding. Bases 247 to 1416 code for a protein of 389 amino acids. The record is from RefSeq and is a predicted model, not a curated record. The transcript has 2 exons. NCBI's taxonomy places the organism in Eukaryota, Metazoa, Arthropoda, Insecta, Diptera, Muscidae.
UUGUUUUUGAUUGGACAUCAUGCACCAAGGCACUGGAGCAAAGCCAAAAAUUAUGGUAUUAGUACCAGGUCGAAUAGCCGAACAGGUCAGGUAAUCCAAACGCAAGAUGAGGUACCCUCUGGUAAUACUGCCAGUGUAGAAGCAAAUAAUCGAACAGUAUCUAGUGAUGUUGAAGAUUCGCCAAAUCCAAAUAAGGUAACUGAAGAUGGUAGUACGAUCACUACGCCAUCGUUUAGUCCCCUGACUAUGCUUGGUAACAGUGGUGAGCAGGUUGAGAGAAUUAAUAGUACAGGAAUUGUUGAGGUAGUUGAGUCGGCACUGGAAGCGACACAAGCAUCGAUGCUUGAACUGAUGAGGAAGGAGAUGCAGAAAGCUGUAUCCAUAGCUGUUAAGACCGCCCUUUCGCAAACAUCGAGUCCACAUGCAGGUCCUUCAUCCAAUCCUGCAGCCCAGAGCGUUGAUUGGCCGCAUGAAUUACCAUCAAUGCCUACUGCACCUGUUCAUACUAAUGCACCAACCGUUUCGAAUAUUCCAAAUGAUGAUUCUAUUAAUGUUGAUAAUAGGAAUUGUUUUAGUAGACCCAAAUACCCAUACAUCAGCAAAUGGGGCGUAAAAUUUGACGGUACUACAAAAACUCCACAGAUUGAGGAUUUUUUAUUCAGAGUUGAGAGACUGUGGAAGAGUUAUGGAUUUUCAGAGCGAGAAUUAUUAGAAGGUUUUCAUUUGUUGUUAGAAGGCCGUGCUAACCAGUGGUACUGGGCUCAAACUCGGCAAUAUCCAGACAUGAACUGGAAAAAUUUAAAAUUGAAUAUGACCCGUGAAUUUCAGCGAUACCAAUCAAACUUGGAUGUGUUGAGGCAGAUGAUGGAUAGGAAACAAGGUCGCGAUGAAACUGUGACUCAGUAUAUAGACGCCAUCACUAUUUUGCGCACCCAAUUAAGGCAAUCACUCCAAGACUAUGAGGUUAUCGAUAUUAUAAAGGCAGGAUUAAAACCCAGAAUUGCUCAUCUGUUGUUUAGUGCUGAUAUUUAUUCUGUGGAACAGCUCCGCAAUGAAUGUAGGAAGGCUGAAGAGUUUCUAGACAGGGAGUCAGUUGCUAGGGUUAGGACGAACGCACCAUCUCGCAUGGUUAAUGAAAUUUUCGAUUCCGAUUAUAAAGAAAUCACUAAGGAAGUUGAUGAGUUGAAGCUGCGACCGAAGGUAACUAGUUUCCCCAAAACUGAAACUUCUCGUUGUUGGAACUGUGGUGACAACGGUCAUGUUUUCAAACAAUGUACCAGUUCACAACGAUCUUUGUUUUGUUUUAAAUGCGGUUCACCAGGAAUAACAGCUCCUCAGUGCAAUAAUUGCAAGAAGAGUACUCGUCCAUCCAAUCCUAUUAAAUCUGAAUCAGUUUCUACACAGACCGUGGACUGACUAGAUUCAGACCAUAUUCCCGAAAAUCCACCUAUUGUUGACAAUUUAGUAACUCCAAAACAAUCUGAACCUCUGAUUAGAUCCAAACCUGAUUUGACGUUACCAUUUCACGUACGCAUGGCAAAAUAUUUAAAGAUCCGAGAACGAAUAUUUAAUUGCGAAAUUUCUGUAAAUACUGGUGUUUGUGUUUCCAAACGUAUCUUGAAGGCACGUGAACGAUAUAGGCUUAGACGUUUCAAAAGACUAUCGAUUUCUUCUGCCACAUUUUCCGAAAAUAAAUCAAAUGAUCCCCGACCUUUUCGAGAAGUUCUUGUUAAUGGCAUAGCAGUGUUAGCUCUUUUUGACAGUGGAGCCACGGUAACUUGCUUAGGCAAAAAUUGUUUUUCGUUGAUUGAUGAAUUAAAAUUGAAUAUUAAUCCUGUAUAUAAGUGUAGCGUUGGUACAGCGAAUGGUCAACGAGUUUCUUGUUGUGGAAAAGUUAGUGUUGAGCUCUCGUACGAUGGUAAGACGAAAACCAUGGAGGUUUAUCUUGUACCUGGCUUAGAGAAUUCAAUGUAUUGUGGUAUAGAUUUUUGGAAAGAAUUCAGUGUAGCACCAAAACUUAUUAGCAGCUUAGAGAUCAGUUCUAAAGAAGUAGAUUCUGAUAUGCAUAUCUUAUCCGAUGAUGAAUUAGCUUUACUUGAGAAAGCUAAAGAAAGUUUCCUUGAUUCCGAUAAGCAUGGUCUCGGAAAGACAAAUCUGGAAGAGCACGUGAUUGAUACAGGGGAUGCUGUCCCAAUAAAGCAGCGACACUAUCCAGUUUCUCCAGCUGUCGAAAAUCUUAUAUAUCAGGAACUUGAUCGCAUGUUGAGUCUAGGUGUUAUUGAACCAAGUACAAGCCCAUGGAAUUCUCCAGUCACCUUAGUGCGUAGAGGGGAAAAAAAUCGACUAUGUUUAGACGCCCGUAAGUUGAAUGAAGUCACGGUGAAAGAUGCAUAUCCGCUGCCAUUUAUUGAUGCUUUGUUAGGCCGACUGCAAGACACGUACUUCAUAUCGAGCAUCGAUCUGAAGGAUGCAUUCUGGCAGGUUCCUCUGGCAAUAGAAAGCCGUCCGAAGACUGCGUUCACAGUGCCGGGGAGACCACACUAUCAAUUCACUGUCAUGCCGUUUGGGUUAUGCAAUGCAGCCCAACGGUUAUGUCGGUUAAUGGAUAGAGUGAUCUCACCGGAACUGAAGAACAAAGUUUUCGUAUACCUCGACGACUUGCUAGUAGUCUCUCCAGACUUUGAUUCACAUGUCGAGCUGCUUCGUAAGGUAGGUGAAAUGUUGUCCAGAGCGAACCUGACCAUCAAUCUGAAGAAGUCGAAAUUUUGCCGCAGAGAACUUAAAUAUUUGGGGUAUAUUGUUGGCGAAGGUAAAUUAAAACCAGAUCCUUCCAAAAUUAACUCAAUUACUGAUAUUCCGAUUCCGAAGUCCACUAGAGACGUACGUAGGUUUCUAGGGAUGGCCUCUUGGUUCAGGCGAUUUAUUAAAGAUUAUGCUGAGAUUACAGCUGCUUUAACCAGCACCUUGAAGAAGGGCAAAGUUUUCUCUUUCGAUCAAAAUGCAAUCGAGGCUUUUAACAAAUUAAAAGUAGCUCUAACCACAAGUCCCGUAUUGAAUCAUCCAGUUUUCGACAAAAGAUUUUAUGUCCAGUGUGACGCCUCCAAUUUAGGGUUAGGCGCAGUGUUGUUCCAGCUAGACGCUGAAGGUUUGGAACGUCCCAUCGCCUUUCAUUCUGCCCAGUUGACGAAGGCCGAAAGGAACUAUAGUGUCACUGAGCGAGAGUGCUUAGCCGUGAUCAGUGCAAUAAAGAAAUUCCGUCCAUAUAUUGAGAUGAUGCCGUUUACUGUUGUUACUGAUCAUAGUGCGUUGAAAUGGCUGAUGGGACAGAAAGAUCUCAGUGGUCGUUUAGCGAGGUGGAGUUUAAAACUACAGGCUUUUAAUUUCGAUAUUCAGCACCGUAAGGGGUCGCAAAAUGUAGUUGCGGACACUUUAUCCCGCAUACACAUGGAUGAAAUCAACAUGUUCACUGAUGAAAAGCCUUUGAUUGAUUUAAACUCGCCCGAAUUCAAGAAUGAAGAAUAUAUACAAUUAGUUGAAAUGGUGCGUGAGAACCAAGACAGUCUUCCGGAUUUAAAAAUUUUAGAUUCAUUUGUUUAUAAAAAGACACUUCCGUCUGAUGGCACACCGAUACAUGAGAAUUUUAUAUGGAAACUUUGGGUUCCAUCCGAAUUGACCGAAUCACUUAUAGAAAAUGCUCACAAGUCAAUAGUAAAGAGUCACUGUGGUAUUGGCAGAACUAUAGCUGCACUUCGACAAUAUUUUUAUUGGCCGAGAAUGGCGAAGCAAGUUCGAGAUUAUAUAAACUCAUGUGUUUUGUGUAAAGAGACGAAAGCUCCAAACAAGGUGUUACGACCGAAAAUGGGAAACGAGACCGUCACUGAUAGACCUUUUCAAAAAAUUUUCAUUGAUUUUAUAGGACCCUUCCCGAGGUCUAAGUUAGGUAACGCAUACGUCUUUAUCGUAUUAGAUCACUUAACAAAGUUCGUUCUUUUGAAGCCUUUAGCGAAAGCAAACUCGAGAAACGUCAUUCGAUUUUUGGAAAGUGAAGUUUUUCACAAAUUUGGAGUACCACAAACCGUCCAUUCGGACAACGGAAAACAGUUCAUUUCUUCCGAAUUCACUUCAUUUUUAGACCGAUACGGCUGUACUCAGAUCCGAAACGCGGUAUAUUCUCCGCAAGCGAACGCAUCGGAGAGAGUCAACCGAACAAUUAUUGCGGCGAUUCGAACUUAUGUAUCCGAAGAUCAGAAGGAUUGGGAUCGAUAUUUAUCAGCUAUAGAGUGUUCACUUCGAUCCACAAUCCAUACAUCCAUAGGAUGUUCACCGUAUUUUUCCCUUUUCGGAACACACAUGAUCACACACGGUAGCGCGUAUACCUUAGCGAGUAAACUAGGCACUUUAGAAGACGGAUCGGUCGAAAUUAUUCCCAAACACAGUAUACACGAUUUAAUCCGAAACACGAUUAAAGAGAAACUCCACGAUUCCUACGAAAGGUCAGCGGCACGUUAUAACACAAGAUCGCGUGAAGUUCACUUCAAGCCCGGACAGGAAAUACUUCGACGCAACUUUGUAUUAAGUGACGCUGCCCGCCAUCUUAAUUCAAAGCUCUGUCGGAAAUUUGUCAAAUGUAGAGUUGUCAAAAAGGUAGGGACCUCACUUUAUGAAAUAGAGGAUCUACAAGGACGUAAGAUAGGGGUAUAUCACUCGAAAGACCUCCAACAUAUAGUACCUUUGAAGUAGUUACCCCGCUGUUGUAUUUUUGUUGUUGUUUUUUUAUGAUAUCAGGGUCGCGGUUCUUCCCCACCCGAUCUUUAAAGUUAGGUUAACGUCCCGAAUCAGCGUUACUCCGACUGGUCUUCGUAGACUGUUCGGGUUUGUUGUGUUAACCUACCACAACCCGACGACGCAAGCGACGGCGUAAAAACGUCCUCAUUGUGCGCAGUCGUUGGUAGCCCUGACAUCAGGUGUCAACUUUAGUCGAUCUAUGGCAACCUAUCAAUUCGAUGGCGCACUGCAGCCAACUUUAAAAAUUGCAUUAUUGCAGAAAAGUUUUUUGAAGCAGCACAACUAAAAGCCAUCAGAGGAAAAGAAAAGUUUAAUUUCAAUUUAACACCAGUCAGAGCCGGUAUUCUCCUCUCCAAUUAUAAUUUGAAGUUACCCAUCAUUGUGGAUAACGUAGUGUUUGUGUGCCGAAUAAAUUCGUUUUGAUUAAUAAUAAAGAAUCUGAAUUUUUGCUUGGACACUGUUCCAAGAAAGACCGCCAACCACGCCGCCUAAGACCAAAGGUUAGGUUAUUGGACAUUUUUGCGUGUCAAUUUGUACUCUAUCUUUAAAGGGCAGUGCUACCCAAUAUAAGGACUGUUAAGGAGACCGAAAUCUGACCAUAUCAACAUAUUCCCAAAUUGUGGUAAGCCGAAAAUCCUAUAUGCCUAAAGGAGAAUAACGGAGUAAGUACGCAAUCACACGGGUACAGUUGAAGCAGUCAAUCAUCAUCCCUGGGUUACCCACCUCCUUCAGUCACAGACGGGAGGGGUGGGCCCUGUGUUUUUUUUGCAACCUGUUCCUCGACGGUCAGCCGAGCUGUUUUAGAAACUUUCCGGAUACAUCCAGUGUUCCUAGUUUUGUGUUUUAACGAUUUUUUUAAAAAAAAACCUUCCUCAUAUGUAUAUAAGUUUGUACAUAUGUACGUAUAUACAUGUUGACUUAUAUAAAUUUUAAUGUUAAAUUUUGGCUACUACAAAAAGUAACGGUUCUUCGCCACGUGUUUAGUGCCCUUGUGAAAUUGUUUUUGGUAACGGAACCUUGUGUUCCAAUUGAGAAAUUAUUCCACUACAUUCUUAUUGGAAUUAAAUUAGCAGCCUAGAAUUUUCUGAUUUUUUUUCAGAUUUCUUUCUUUUUGGCUAUAUUUUUUUUAAAUUAAAUUGAAAUUCAAAUAUGAAUUUAUUCAUAACAAUUUUGGAACUUUAUAAGCUGAUGUAGUUAGUGCAGACGGCGUACUCUUAAAAAUCAUAGUUUAAGUUUUUUAUCUCUUUUUCUUUUACCUUUAAGGGUAAUUUGUAAAGCCAAUUUAAAUUUAUAAAUCCUUAUACCUAAAAUUUUGUAUAUAUAUGUAUAUAUAAAUAUAUAUACCUAUAUAUAUUCAUACAGAUCUAUAUAUUUUUUUUAUAAUUGUUCUAUUCAAUUUGUCAAUUGUUGAUCCCACUUCCUUUAUUUAAAAGCGGUACAGUCCAAAUUAUUCAAAAGGGGCUAAGCCUUAACCAUUGAGCUCAAUAGGUGUUAGGUAUCAUUCGGCGUAUAAAUUUAGUGCAUUUUGGCACAAGAAAUGGGAUUAACAAACAAAAAUUCUCUUAAUAAUUUUUGUAUGUAUCCUAAUAUUAAAUUGUGCUUUAUUUUUGCUACUUCUUUGUUAGUGUAUUUGAUUCUACUUACGGAUGUAAAUAGAUUUAAGUAAAUCUAAAGAUUAUCCUUAAGUAUAAAUUGUUCUUAAGAAUAAAUAUGAAUUGUUUGACUGAAUUUAAAGAAAAUUAAUAAUGUUCCAGUAAAUUUAUUUAAGAAGGAUAUGUAAGCAGGAAAGAGGUACAGCCAGCGAAAGUUUUGGGGGUCUUCAAAUAUUUUGAAGCCCACAUGGGGGUUCUUACAGAACCCAUGGGAGGGAUAAGGGGUACCCAUUGUCAUCUAGGGGUACCCACCACAACAACAUUUUGAGUCUGCAACAACAACAAACAUAAUCGAUGAUAUUUUCUUUGUGACAUACAUAAAUAUUUUUGUACGUAGCCGUGUGUGGACGACUGAGCAUAGCCGAUACAAAAUGAUAG